Molecule: messenger RNA, 5171 nt
Organism: Miniopterus natalensis
Lineage: Eukaryota; Metazoa; Chordata; Mammalia; Chiroptera; Miniopteridae
Gene: ARHGEF26
Product: Rho guanine nucleotide exchange factor 26
Biological process (GO): activation of GTPase activity
Molecular function (GO): guanyl-nucleotide exchange factor activity; protein binding
Source: RefSeq, a predicted model, not a curated record
CCCGCCGCGGCGCCUCGGUCCCGCGUCCCCGGGCCACCCACGGGGCGGUGGGCCCUCGUUGGCCCCCAGCUCUGCAAAGCCCCGAAGGUAAAUCCACCUAGGAGCUGGGCAGUUUGAGCACGAGGGAGCCGAGGACUGGGACGAGCGGCUGGAUGGCGUGGGAGUGGAGCGCCCCGCGGCGAGUUCCCCAAGAAAGCUGAACUUGUCCCAAGUUUCUUGUGCAUCAGCCUGCACCCGGCGAAUUGGUGGCGACCUUUUCGCGUGCGGGUGGUCUCCGGGCGCUGCAGAGACGAGGAGGUAAUUGGAUUAAUCCGCCUGGGCGCAGCCCAGAUUUUGUUGGGGACUGCGCCGCGCGGUGGGCGCAGUUUUGCCCCAGAAAGGGCGGGUAAGUGACACGGAGCUGCUGCGUCCCGCGCAGCAGCGGCGUGACCGCCGGGCUCGGCGUGCAUCGUCUCCGCGAGGCGUGCCGGCUGUGUGGAGUCAAAGUUCCAUGACUUCUCUCCUCUUUAGGCAAGUCUAGCUGGGCACUGUUCCUCGCGGGGCUCACCCCAGGGCUUCGCAAUGGAGGGCGAGAGCCAAGUGAAUUUUUCUAGCAACAGUUUAACCCCUUCGUGGCGGAGGCGGUCGACCCCUCAGCCCCAGAUGCCGGGCCGGAGCAAGCCAAGACCCCAGUCUUACCAGAGCCCCAGCGGGCUGCUGAUCACGGAUUUCCCGGUGGAGGACAUAGGGACGCUCCCCGCCGUGCAGACUCCCGCCCAGGUGCCCACCGCUUCGGACGGCAGGACAGUCCAGAGGAGCCCUCUGCUUCUGUGCGCCCAGCGCAGGGCGGUGACCAAUGGGAGGACGGUCUCCCCGGAGUACAGGGCUGUCUCUCCUCGGCUCAGACGGCUCAAGUCACCCCAGGCCCUCAAAGGGGCGUCGGGCAGCUCCCCGAAAUCCCCAGCGAAUGGUACGGCGACUUCGCCCGCGCCGCAGCGGCUGCGCCCCCCGCGGACUCCUAACGCCCCCGCCCCCUGUAGCCCGGAGGUAGACCCGCCGGGAUCGGCGGCCAGACCCCCGCCUUCGCCCGCCGCAAAUGGGCUCCCUCCUAAUACCGACUCCCCAGGCUCCGGUUUGCAACCUGGCCAGACGGCUAAGGACCCCGAGCGGGGACCCUCGCCCCAGAAUAGGCCUUUGGAACAAAAACUCCCCCUCCAAAGGCUGCCCUCACAGGACAACGAGCUCCCGGAGAAUCCUUCCGUGGUUUUGAGCACAAAUAGCCCGGCUGCCCUCAAGGUGGGGAAGCAGCAGAUUAUUCCCAGGAGCCUGGCCUCGGAAAUUAAAAUAAGUAAGACCAGCAGUCAGAAUGUGGAGCCCCACAAGAGACUCCUCAAGGUGCGCAGCCUGGUGGAGGGCCUGGGAACGGCCCUGGGCCCGCCGGAGGACGCGGGCGAGGCCGAGAACGACCUGGACAGCCCCGGGUCACUGCGCAGAGGCUUGCGGUCCACGUCCUACCGCAGGGCGGUGGUCAGUGGCGUUGAUUUUGACAGCCCUACCACCUCGAAGAAGAAGAACAGAAUGUCCCAGCCGGUUCUGAAAGUAGUGAUGGAAGACAAGGAGAAGUUUUCCAGCCUUGGAAGGAUAAAGAAAAAAAUGCUGAAAGGACAAGGACCAUUUGAUGGGGAAGAGAAUGCUGUCCUGUACCAGAACUACAAAGAAAAGGCCCUUGACAUUGACUCUGACGAAGAGUCCGAGCCCAAAGAACAGAAGUCGGAGGAAAAAAUAGUGGUUCAGCACAAGCCACUUCGGUCCACAUGGAGCCAGCUCUCUGCCGUGAAAAGAAAUGGAUUAUCUCAGACAGUUAGCCAGGAGGAAAGAAAGAGACAAGAGGCUAUCUUUGAAGUUAUAUCCUCUGAACAUUCAUAUUUACUCAGCUUGGAGAUCUUGAUACGAAUGUUUAAAAAUUCUAAAGAGCUGAGCGAUACAAUGACCAAAACAGAGAGUCACCAUCUUUUCUCCAAUAUUACAGACGUCUGCGAGGCAAGCAAAAAAUUCUUUACAGAGUUGGAAGCAAGACAUCAGAAUAAUAUCUUCAUAGACGACAUAAGUGACAUUGUAGAAAAGCACACAGCGUCCACAUUUGACCCAUAUGUGAAAUACUGUACAAAUGAAGUCUACCAACAGCGAACACUACAGAAAUUGUUAGCCACCAAUCCAUCUUUUAAGGAGGUGUUGUCCAGAAUCGAGUCCCACGAAGACUGUCGGAACUUGCCCAUGAUCUCUUUCCUCAUUCUCCCCAUGCAGAGGGUGACUCGCCUUCCCCUGCUGAUGGAUACUAUCUGUCAAAAAACACCUAAGGACUCCCCGAAAUAUGAAGUCUGCAAAAGAGCCUUGAAGGAAGUAAGCAAGUUGGUCCGACUGUGUAAUGAAGGAGCCAGGAAGAUGGAAAGGACAGAAAUGAUGUACACAAUUAACUCCCAGCUGGAAUUUAAAAUUAAGCCUUUCCCUCUAGUCUCCUCUUCCCGGUGGCUGGUCAAGAGAGGCGAGUUGACAGCCUACGUGGAGGACACUGUGCUUUUCUCCAGAAGGACGUCCAAGCAGCAGGUCUACUUCUUUCUCUUUAACGAUGUCCUCAUCAUCACCAAGAAGAAGAGUGAAGAAAGUUACAACGUCAAUGAUUAUUCCUUAAGAGAUCAGCUACUAGUGGAGUCUUGUGACAGUGAAGAGCUUAAUUCAUCUCCGGGAAAGAACAGUUCCACGAUGCUCUAUUCAAGACAGAACUCUGCCAGUCACCUCUUCACUCUGACAGUCCUGAGUAACCAUGCGAAUGAGAAAGUGGAAAUGCUGCUAGGGGCUGAAACACAGAGUGAGCGGGCCCGCUGGAUAACCGCCCUGGGACACAGCAGCGGGAAGCAGCCUCCGGACCGGACCUCACUGACCCAGGUAGAAAUCAUUAGAUCCUUUACGGCCAAGCAGCCAGACGAGCUCUCCCUGCAGGUGGCCGACGUGGUCCUCAUUUAUCAGCAAGUCAGCGACGGCUGGUAUGAAGGGGAGAGACUGCGAGAUGGAGAACGGGGCUGGUUUCCUAUGGAAUGUGCCAAGGAGAUAACAUGUCAAGCUACCAUUGACAAGAAUGUGGAGAGAAUGGGCCGUUUGCUAGGACUGGAGACCAACGUGUAGCCUCUCUGAUGGCUUUCCUGUGACUGCGAGAUUUGCACUACAUCAUGGCGGGUGGGUUGGUUCUGGGCUGGUUUUCUUGUUAACUUUCACACGGCCGACUUCAUUAAAGGAAGGAAAACAUUUGCCUUAACGCUUACCAGGUGGUUUUGCGCUCAGGAGAACGGCUACUGGAUACAGUUAGUUCGCCAGGCUCAGUUUGUGCACGACCCUGUUGCAGACCUCCAGGUGAUCGGAGCAGCCGAGCAGUCCAGCUCAGGGAUCAGGCGGCCUUUGCUCCUGGCCGCACUGUGUCUGGCAUAAAAAAUGUACGUAAGAUGCUGUAUCCUGAUUCUCUGUCCUCACUUAACCAGGAACGUGCUAUCCCUGCGUAAGCUUCUCCUUUGUCAUUUUCCCAGCACUAACAAGGUUCUUUAUCUAUAAGGAGUGCCCACUUUUGUAAAUAGUUUUCCUGCUCUUACAUUUUUAGGCCUGAUUAGAUGCUGUGUUGGUUUCAAAAGGAACUGCUAGAGUUCUGAAGGUGAGCAAAGUCUUCGUACACCUCUUCCCAGGAAAGGGAGAUUGACACUUGAAUUUCUGCCACCUCUUUCCUCAUUAGCAGGCAAGUAAGGAGGCCUUACUUAUUAAAAAAAAUCCAUCUCCCUCAAUAGUGGUCUGAGACAAGUAAAGCCUAAUAAAACUAAGCUACUCUAACGUAGAAUUUAGAUGGUUCACAUAUGUGAGAAAAUCCUAAAUAUAGGACAGGGUUCCUACUUUAAAAAAUAAUCCCAAGUGAGCUGAUAAAUGGACGUGAGGCUGCUUUGCCUUCAAUAUGCGAGGUUUUUGACUGUUUCGACUCCCAUUCAUUUCCAAAUAGGAAAUGGGCUGAAACACACUUUAACACUCUCAAGGAAGAUAAAAUUAGGUAGGCCUUAAAAGGCAUCAAGAAGCCAGAAUGGUACUUAAUUGAAACAGUUUGCCCUUCAGGGGAACCCAUUUUAUUUGCACUGAAGGCCUCUGGCUGGAUUUGGAGUCUCUCUUUACUGCAGGUGUCUGCAGAAUUUUAUUUUUUUACAAGCGCAAGGAGAGGGAAAAGUCAUCUAAAAGUAUGUUUCAUAAAGAGGGCAUGAGGCUCGGAAGACUGAGAGGGGAGAGCUGAUCUUUACUGACAGCUAUGCUCCCUCCCUACUCCAUUCUCUUCCACAAAGGGGUAAAACCUGGCAAAGGAUACUUAUUCAAGGACUCAGAUCUGUGUGACAGGCCCCAGGUGCUGUCUGCCAACCAGUUACCCAAACUGGGAGUCAAGUGGCAGAAGCCCAGUGUAUGUAUACUAGGCUCGUGUGCCCUGCAUCUUGCCAGCUCAGCAGUGAGCCAGGGUGGGGCACCCUGGGCCUCCUUGACCCUGGAUUGCUCUCCUUUACUUGUGCAUAUAUUUUUGGGUAUAAAAUACAUGCCAGGUCCUGAGUUCCUUGAAGCCCAGAAGUCACAGCAGUGGGUCACAGCAAGAAAUGUUUGGGAUUGAUAAAAAAGAAAUGUGUCUCCUUCCUCUUGAAUGUCACAGAUGUCCUGGGGGAGAGGCUAACAAGUUAUAAUCUAAUGUGAUAUUUUCAUUUAGGAUGGGAAGGGAAAUGUGUUGCUUGCAAAGGGAUCAUUUUGUAUGUUUGCUAAUAUUCAGCAGCAAAAAAGCAACUAUAUGAAUCCUGUGAAUUAAUUUAUAAGUUGAACAGUUUUGGAAGUGUGUAUCUUAUAAAUCAAAGCCUUACUUAGCAAGCAGGCUAAUACUCUUGUUUAGAUGAAGUGUUUUAGGGCAGGUAUUUAACACAUUCACAAUGUUUAAGUUCAACCUCGAAUUGUUUAAAUAUGACACAGUAUUGUUUUCCAACCUAGAUCAGUUUCUAGAAUAGCUUCUCUGAAUUGUACGACUUUGUUCAGUGACCUGUGGAGAACAAAAAUAUUCACUUUUGUCCCAAUGAAUUGAGACGGCUUGUACACUUUUGGCGAAAUAUGUGAAUUUAUAAAGAUUUUGUAUAUACUUG